This is a messenger RNA of Anopheles funestus (African malaria mosquito), 1343 nucleotides long. It is a transcript of the gene PGRP-LB, whose product is annotated as peptidoglycan-recognition protein LB. Lineage: Eukaryota; Metazoa; Arthropoda; Insecta; Diptera; Culicidae. Gene Ontology annotation, biological process: peptidoglycan catabolic process; innate immune response. The transcript is spliced from 3 exons. Bases 551 to 1186 code for a protein of 211 amino acids. Gene Ontology annotation, molecular function: peptidoglycan binding; N-acetylmuramoyl-L-alanine amidase activity; zinc ion binding. The record is from RefSeq and is a predicted model, not a curated record.
GUAUUUAAUGCCCACCGGCUGCUUGCUGUCACAACAGUAUCAAUUGAACCUGCGCCAGAGCCAUUGGCGAUAAGUGCGUAUUGGCGAUCAGAAUCGCUGUAGACAAGCAGAGUGUCAUCCAUCUGUACAUUAUUGUUUCCGUGUUAUCAAAAUACCACUUGUGAACGAAUGACGACAAUUGCGCGACCACGGCACGCAGUAUAAUUCGAUCGAGUGUCGUCUACUUUUGUAAUGUGAAGUUUAACCCCCACUUCGGACACCUGUUAGAGUAAUGAUAAUAUAACUGUGAACCCAAAAAAAAACGCCAAAAAACCAGACAAAGCAGCAUUGCCUCCCCAAAAAGCCCUACUUUUGUCCUUAUCCAGUGUGUGAGACAGUGAUUUAUUUGUUUGACGCAUCAAAUGCUGGACAACAAUUUCGAAACGCUUUGUUUGCUAAUGAAAUGACCGGUUUGGAGACUAGCAAUUGUUCCCGUGUCUGAUAAAUUGUUGAAAAAAAAGAACCUUUCGGUGCGUAAAAGAAGUGAUCGUUUAAUGGAUAAGCUGUUCCUAUGAUCUACUGCCAAAAUAUGGACAAAGUGAAAGACUUUUACUUGUGUGUCACUGCCAUAGCGCUCACCCUAACGUACGUUGCCGUGGACAGUAAAGCAUGUGACUCAGUGCCCUAUGUGACACGCGAUUUCUGGAAUGCUCUGCCACCGAAACGGGUUGAACAUUUUGCCGGUCCGAUCCCGUACGUCAUCAUACAUCAUUCGUACACACCGGCGGCAUGUUAUAACGGUCUGCAGUGCAUUGCGGCAAUGCAACAGAUGCAGAAAAUGCACCAGGAAGUUCGCCAAUGGAACGACAUCGGAUAUAGCUUUGCUAUCGGUGGUGAUGGACGUGUGUACCAGGGCCGAGGAUUCAACGUAGUCGGUGCCCAUGCUCCAAGAUACAACGAUCGUAGCGUUGGGAUCUGUCUAAUAGGCGAUUGGGUUUCGAAUUUGCCACCGAAGAAUAUGCUUACUGCAGCACAAAAUCUGAUCGAGUACGGAGUUCGCAAUUCACUCAUAGCGCAGAACUAUACCCUGCUCGGCCAUCGACAAGUGCGUUCCACCGAAUGUCCAGGCGAUCGGUUGUUCGAGGAGAUCAAAACGUGGCCCCAUUUCAACCCAAUGACGGACAUUGUGGAUCAGAAUAAUGUUUAAAAAGGUUCAUAAAUCGAUUCCAAGUAUUUGUUUUACUCUUGAAACCCCAUAAUAGCUUACUUACUACGUGCGUUAAUUAUUCUACCUCGUGCAAACAAUAAACACAUCAUAUGUUCCUAAUUUGUUUUAUAAGAAAAUAAAAAGAUCGCAAACAUAA